GCAGUCUUUUCUGAACAUACGCUCGUUAGCUUUAGCUCUUUGAUAGUGGUCUGACUCCGACAAUCAACAGGUUAGUGUUUGAGCUACUACACUGUAGUUAGUAUUAAUUCAAAUGCUCGUGUGAGUUAGGGAAGUAUACCCUUACAUUCGUCACUUGUAUGCGUUUUAAAGUAAUGAAUCUUAGUAACGCAAUACCCAUCUCAGAUUUGUUUUUUAGCAUUUGCUAAUUAGCAUUGAGUUAGCAGGGUCAAGUUUGUUUCACGUCGGUUAGCGUUAGCGUUAGCUAACGACUCCUGCGCGGUUGUUGGAAGAGCAGGACAAGUAUCUUUGAGCUGAACCGACUCUUGCAAAUUAGCUUUGCUGUUUCAGCGCUGUAGCGACAAUCCCUGCUGUGUUCGUCUCUGAUACAAAUCCAGUUUAAAUGUGGCGGUUUGUAUCAUUUGUGAAGUGACGACGUGGGAGGCGCAGCACGGAGCCAACUGAAGGGAUGGGAGAGCCGCCUGCUGUGAUCCCCCAGCACCAGAUGAGAGGCAGGUAGUGAGGGUGCAAAAGCAAUGUUGUGCUGCUGUGUACAAUGAAGAAGAUAUUCAGCUUUACAAAGAAAAAGAAACACCCGUCUGGUACCCCUGACAAUGGGAGUGUGCUUUCUGUUGGAUAUGAACUUAAAGAAAAGGACCUCGGGAAGGUUCACAAGGCUGCCUCAGUGGGUGAUUUGGCAAAGUUGAAGCAGCUUGCUAAAAAGAAUGAUAUCAAUCAACUUGACAAAGAGAACAGAACUGCACUUCAUAUUGCCUGUGCCAGUGGACAUGUUGAGGUGGUGCAAUUCCUUGUUGAGAGCAAAGCCAAGCUUAACCUAUGCGACAAUCAAAAUAGAUCCGCCUUAAUGAAGGCGGUGCAGGGCCAGCACGAGCGAUGUGUGAGCAUACUGCUGGAGAAUCAUGCCGAGCCUAACCUGGUGGACAUGAAGGGCAAUACAGCCCUACAUUUAGCAGCAAACAUCCCGUCCAUCUCCAUUGCUGUCCUGCUGCUGGAGCAUGAGGCUAACAUCAAUGCCCAAAACAAGGAGGGAUUCACACCCUUGACUGUAGCAGUCCGUGAGGACCAUAUCGAAAUGGCUGACUUUCUCCUAAAGGAGACUGCCGAUGUGAAUUUUAUGGAUCAAGACCAAAGGUCCCCAUUAAUGAUAGCUGCUGGCAAUGGACAAAUUGGUAUGUUGCGGCUACUCUUGCGGUUUAAUGCAAAUAUCACACUAAAGGAUACCAAAGGAUGGUCAGCUGAUGAUUACGCAGUAAUGAAUGGGCAUCAUCCUUGUUCCCUCCUUAUCAUUGAGCAUGGCACCCAGAGGAACGAUGGACCCUCCCUGUCACAUCAAGGUCCGAAUCAAAAGAAGAAAAAAAUGCUGUUGGGCAGUCCUUUCCAAGAUGUUGAAGCAGGCUUCUCUUUGGGCGGACCAGCCACUGACAAAGAUGAUUUUGAAGACAAUUCUCAGUCAGAGUCAGUAAGUCGGAUUUCAAAAAGUGCUGCUGAUGAAUGGCCUUCAUCUGAAGAUGACGAUGAAUCUGUUUUAGUUGAAAAGAAAUCACAGAAAGUAAACCUAAGGAAAAUGAUUGCAUCCAAAAAGGGAGAAGCUUCUGCACUGCCUGACAGGUCCUUCAUUGGUACAGAAUCUGAGCCAGAGAGUGCGAAUAGAGUCCAGAGAAUCACAUCCCUCCCAAAGGCUUUACCAUCCAGCAAUGCUCCGCAGCACCCAGUAGAUCCCUCUCCCAUUUCCUUCCUUUCCAGAGCACCUCAGAUGACUUCCACCACUAUUCCACGCUACAGAAAGGAAGAUCCCACUGACGAUGAGGAUGACGAUGACGAUGAUGACGAUGACAAAGACGAGGUGAGGGAUGAUGAUGAGGAGGAAGAGGAGGAAGGAGACAUUUCAGAUGAAAAUGAUCAGUCUGAAGAAAGUGGAGAGUCCCUUGAUGCCACUUCACGUGUUCCUGAGACAGAAGUCUCUAAAGAUAAGAAAAGAGAUUUUCUAUCUGAGCUGGGUCUAGAGAAGGGAGAGGAAGAGCAAGAUUCUUGGGACUCUGAGUCCCAUUCUGAAAACCCCAGUAUGCCACAUGAAGAGAAACAAAGCUUGCAUACUCAGGAUCAAGAAGAGAUGUCCACUGUUGAAGAGAUUAAAGACAACUUGUUUUAUAUUCCCUCUUUUUUAAGAGGGGAAGGUGGCAAUAGGAUGGCAGAUCUAGUGCCUCGGAGGACUGUAGGCAGGCCAAGAGGCAGCCAGGGACAGGUUGGAAACAGCGAUAACGCUGAUAAUGGAAGAGAACAUGUUGCUGAAGAUGAUACUACACAGAAAGAGACUGAGAAGACAAAAUGGGAACCACUUAGUGUUUUGAGCAAGAUUGAAGGAGAUAAUGACCAAAAGCAAGACUUAAUGGAAGAGCUUGGUCUGGGUGACGUUGAUGAUCUUGAAGCUUCUUGUGUUAAUGGCACAGAUGCAUCAGACUGGGACUCAGCCAGUACAACCAGUAAGAGAACCCUGCCUGGCCGUAGAAUGGCAUCCCCUGGACUUGAGGAGUUCCCAGAAUGCACCAUUCCAUCUGUUAAAGAGCAGGAUGAAGAUGUGACUCUAGCAGCACCACAGACAACUCAGAGGAGCAUCAACUCCGACACGAGGCUGCCCAGUACACCCUCUCAACUCACACCCCAUCCUCAACCUCGAGCAAGGAAGAUGGUGCUUCAGAAACCAGAGACUGAAGAAGAAUCAGAUUGGGAACCAGACAUUUUAACAUCUUCUAAUACAGCCAAAAUUGACAAUCAGCUGCAAAACAUAGCUGAGCUUCAGGUAGUGGUUAAACCAGGUUCCCCUGAGUUUUCAUCAAUGGCAAGAGAAAGUAAAAGUAACAAAGAGUCUGAUGAGCCUGAGAAUAAGGUUGGCAAAGAGACAACAAAGACUGCAUUGGAGGUCCAAAAAUCCUGUGCUUCCUGGGAUACUGGCGGAAUGACAUUGAAAGAAGUGGGUACUGAGAAACCUGAGACCAGGUUAGGAUGCCUGUCAAGUCAAGCUAGAGCAGUUCGCCAGGAAAAGCAGCCUACAGCCACCAAGAGCACCAAUGGGGCACCAGUGCAAUCGCAUCUCCCAGUCCAGCAGACCUACAAUAGCAACAAACAGGAGGGACAAGCUGUAGAGGAGACCUUAAAGCUGGAGCUGGUCAGAGGGGCCCGGCGCAGCAGAGCCCCUCAGACCAACACCCAUGUUAACGGAGAUCCUCUCUCUGUGUUUGACGAUAGCACUUUAAGUGAAGUGUCGGACGAUGAAGGAAGGUUGCCAAACAGUGGACAACAAAAAAAUGAGAACCCCGAAGAAGUGGAGAUGGCAGAAGACUUUGAUGAACUCACUCAGUCAUCAGACACAGGCACAGAUGACAUUGAGUCUCCCACUUCAGGCUAUCGUCACGCAUCUCUCCUCAUCCAGAAGCUAGACUCAGCCACUUUAGACUCAAGAAGCAUGGUGAAGCUGCAGAACAUUUUCCAUGAAUAUGAACGCUCCAUCCAAAAGGCGCGGAGUCGCCAUGGAUACCUUGCGGACAAGGUGAGCCAGCUGGAAAUGGAGAGAGCGGAGUUGAAGAGUUCUCUAGAGGAAGUGAAAGAUGUUAAGUCUGCCUUGGAGCGCAAUCAGCUGGAAUUGCAGACUGAAGUCACAAAUCUCAAGUUUCAGCUGAAACAGGAGCAGGAAAAUCGCCGCAAUGCCACCAUGAUGUACAACACCACCAGAGAUAAGCUGAGGAGGACGGAGGAGCAGCAUCACUUAGAGGUUCAAGAGAGACAGAAGGUGGAGCUCACACUCAGAAACCUGGAGCUGGAGAUGAGAACACUGGUCAACAACAUGAAACAGCUUGAAGAGGACCACAGUGAGACCCAGAGACUGCUCGCUCAGGAGCGCAGUGCAAGGACGCUGCAGGAGAAUCUGCUCAACAGCCACCUCCGUAAGCAGCAGGAGAUUGAGGAGGAGAACAAGAGAAAUAUAAGCAAAAGCAAUGAGGCCUUGUCUCAGCUCACUGAGGCCAGUGACAGGGAGAGGGAGUUGCUACAGCAGACUGCUACCUUACAGGAGCAGCUGACCAUCCUUAGAACAGACCUUGAGCGUUCAAAAGCCAACAGCAGUCUCAAAGAGAGCCACAUUUUGGAGGAGAACGAGGCCCUCAAGGAACAGCUGGAAGAUGCUCAGAGAGAUCUCAAACUCAACAGUGAAGCCCUGACCCAAACUGUCUUCAAGUGCAAUAACCAGGUGACCACCCUGAAGUCUGAGUUAGCCAUGAUAAAAACCCGCCUGGAAAAUGAGCGACAGACUCGUGAAACACUGGAGGUAGAGAUGGAGUCUACUCGUACCCGCCUGGCUGGUGCAGUAAAGGAGGCUGAGCGUAGUCAGGCAGCUCACACAGACACAGAGAAAGCUCUGCUCCGUGAGAAAGAGGAACACCAGCGUCUUAAAGACAGAGUCACAGGUGAGGCAGCAAGUCAGCGUGAGACAGUCAGCAGCCUGUCUCAGAAGCUGGCCAAGGCAGAGGCUUGUGCAAACAGCAUGGAGAAUGAAGUUCAUCGGGUCACACUGCAGCUGACAGAGAAGGGCCUACUACUGGAUGUCCUACAGCGGGAGAAGGACCAGGCAGCUGCACGUGUCAAGGAGCUAGAAACGGCUUUGCAGGCAGAGAGGGAGCUGGUCAGCCGUGCUGGGGCUCGCCAAGAGGCCACACAGGAGCGGCUAGCCCAAGCCCAAAGUGAGGGUAUGUUAUUACGGCAACAGCUAGAGGAGGCCCAGAACAAAGGCGUUGCAAAGGAGCGUGCUGUGACAGAUGCCCAAGAGCGAUUCAGUGACAUUCUGUCCAAGCUGCGCUCUGACUGCGAAGAUAGGGUACAACUAGUGGAGGAGAGAAAUAAGGAGCUCGGAAGUAAGGCUGCUGAUCUCCGAGAUCAAAUCUACAAGUUAGAGGAAGAGAAGAACGAAAGAGAGACAAGUCUAAGGCAGCUUCAGCAGGAGCUAGCUGACUCACUCAAGAAGUUAUCAAUGAGUGAAGCGUCUCUGGAGGUCAACACACGCUAUCGCAAUGACCUGGAGGAGGAGAAGGCUCGGCUCCUCAGGGACAUGGACAGGCUUAAAGGAAAGCUGGAGGAGAGCGAAGACCAGUAUGUGCAGGCUGAGAGACGUAUUAACAGUCUGAAGAGCAGUCUUGAUGAAAGGGACAAGGAACUCACCACUGCUGCUCAGAAACUCCAGGAGGCGCUGUCUGCCUCAGCAGCCUCUGAUACCACCAUCAAACAGCUGGAGGAAGCUGUGCAAAGGCUCGAGAUAGAGAAUGCCAGGCUGGAAGCGGCUACAAAGCAACAGUCCAACAAAAUUGAUGCACUUCAGAAAGGGGCUCAGGAAGCUGCCAUGCUAUCUGACUGCUCACCUGGAGGAGGGGUCAGAUGUCAUUUGGAGGACUUGGUUACAAACCUCCAAAGCAGUAAGAUGACUUUGGAAGACCAACUCAGUAGAGAGGUCCAGAAGCAAAGCAUGCUGUCUCACACAGCCCAGGACUCUCAGGCCUUGUGGGAGGAGGAGCUGAAAAGUCGCUCUAAAUUGGGGCUGCGCCUGGCAGAGCUUGAGAAAGAAAAAGGGGAACUGAACAACCAGUUGGAAAUAGAAAAGAAGAAAGCCAAGAAAAUAGCAGAGCAGAAGAAGGCUGUAGACACUCGUCUGGAUCAAGAGAUGAAGAGAAACACAGAGCUUCAGAAAGAAAUGUACAGGCUGCGUACUCUAUUGAAGACUGCAAAGAAGAAACUGCGGGAUCAGGACACCGGUGGAGCUGAGUUUGGCUCUCCUAUGAGCAGUCAACGGAUGGACCCGGGCAGACACAGUCAGGCUGAGGGUGGCUUUGGACGAAUGAAAGAAAAGGUGGACGAUCUGCAGGUGCAGCUGGAGAAGGAAACGUCUCGUCGCAGCCAACUAGAGAAGGUGAAUGGGGAGCUUAAGGAUCAGCUGGCCUCCCUGAAGAGCUUCAGCCGCAGUAGUGACCAGCUGGAGAGGAGUAAGAGACAGCUAGAGGAGGAGGUAUUAGACCUGAGACGCCGAAUGGAGGCCGCUCAGAUGGAGCAGAGCCAGGUGGAGCAGUACCGCCGUGAUGCAGAGGAGAGGGCCCGUCAAGAGAUACAACAGAAACUGGAGCAGGUCAAUCUCUUCCUGCAGUCCCAGGCAGCAUCCCAGGAAGCACUGGAUCAGAUUAAAGCAGCCAAUGACGCUAACCUGCGCUCUCAGCUGGAGCAGAAGAUCCGGGAGCUGGAGGGGGAACUGGGCCGUGCUCGCACCACCCAGCAAGACAGCCUUAGCCAAAGAGACUCCAUACGCACUGAGCUAGAGCGAUACCGCCAGCUCUACACUGAGGAGCUGCGCCUCCGCAAGUCCCUGGCUGCCAAACUAGAGAGGGCCAACAGUCGGCUCGCAGAAGCCAACUCCAAGCUGCUCAACGAACGCAGCAGGUCUCUCAUCACCAGCAGUAUUGCGAACGGUAGUCUUGGAGGGCCCUCACUGGAUGUGGGCACCUUGGGUUCACCAGCAAACUAUGGGGCCACGCUGGGGCCCCUCAACAGAAGUCUCGGCUUGGGACUCUCCCUUCUCAGCCCUGUGACUGAGGGACAGAGCAGCAGGGUGGAGGACUAUCUGGCCAAGAUGCAGAGUGAGUUGGACAGAAACAUAUCAAAGGAAUUAAACAAUGCCACAGCCGAGCUGGACGUUGCCUCUGCCCGUAUGUCCCCGGUGGGCUCUGCCUCGAGGGUGGAGCUGGACCCCGUCAGCAGGGCCACGCAGCAGUACUUGGAGGUACUGAAGAAGAACAAUAUGAUCUGACCACACAUCACAGCUGCUCGCACAUACUCAAACUCAAAUGUUGUAUUUCAGCCAUUAAAGCACCAACUUACGGCCAAAGCCACAGCCCACACAUGUAUCUACAAGGAUCCAACUUUGUAUGUAUUUACUCUGUGUUCUUUUAAGAAAGAAAGCAAACAUAAUGCACAUUGCACUUACCCACUCAGGAACAAAGGGCAUGAGUCAUAUAUAUAUAUGUUGCAUUACUGAUGGGUACAAUUAGAGAGAACAUCGAAAGUAUUUGUUCCUUCUGAGUAAUUCUGUUCAACUGUUUUGUUUCAAUUAGCACAAUAUAUAUAUACAGAAUUGUGGUUUGGAUUUUUAUUUGUGAAUAUUGGUGUUGCUAAAUUUGAAUUUAUAAGUAUUUGAAGUAUGCAUCAAUAAUAAUUUUUGUCAAGAUAUUACAAUUGGUACGUGCCAUCAAAUGGUGCAAUAUAUGUCUUGGUCUUACUAUAUUAGACUCAUUGGCGUAUUGUGUUUAUGAUUAUUUUAUUUAUUCAUUUUUUUUAAAAGAACAUGAUAUACUUGAAUAAGACGAGCUGGAAUACUCUCUGGCUAUUGAAACAGGGUCAAUGCAUUUGACAUUCCCGCUUUUGCUUGGCUUGCUUUUAAGGCCACCAAAAGUGAAAUACACCCGUUUUCAUUCGGAUAUACUGUAACAAAAUACAUAUAGGAAAACAUUUAUGAUGCUUGUACAUAAUAGAAGACUCUAAGGUUGUAAAUAAAACUGUAGA
This is a messenger RNA of Xiphias gladius (swordfish), 7626 nucleotides long. It is a transcript of the gene aard, whose product is annotated as ankyrin repeat domain-containing protein 26. The transcript is spliced from 43 exons. Gene Ontology annotation, molecular function: protein binding. Lineage: Eukaryota; Metazoa; Chordata; Actinopteri; Istiophoriformes; Xiphiidae. The coding region runs from base 575 to 6874 and encodes 2099 amino acids. The record is from RefSeq and is a predicted model, not a curated record.